AGCCAAGUCGGACCACUGUACAGUCUGAAUACCCUCAAUUAAAGGACCCUACUAAAACACGCGCUGAUAGUUCAUUCAACGCAUCACAUCGGGUACUUAAGUGUUUGUCUUUGAGGGAAUGGGCCCUCAUCAUAAUCGAAUUACUUAUUUCUCACAUAGUUCCGGGCUGUUGUACGAGCGCACAACCUCAUCCUCAACCCCCACAGGAACAUACCUGCCAAAAUACUACCCAAAGAAAACUAAGCCAAAAUCCAACCAGAGUAUCCCAAAAAAAUUGGGUUGAAAGAAAAAAUUUCCUUCGUUCCAGAAAUCUUCACGAUCUUCUAGACGCUUCCACUUUUUUCGGGAUUCUUCCCUGAGCAUCGUCAUCAGUGCCUGCAGGCACCACCUUUUCAUAUAUAUUUUUUCUCCUUUUCGACCAUGAUGAAUUACAUCUCCAUUUCAUAUUAACAAUGGCCACUCAAUUUAAUGCGGAAACCGCAGACAACCUCGAGGAUAUCGAAAAGCAAUUCGCCGUGAAGGCUGUUGUGCAGGCCGAGACUUACUGGGGCUUGAUUUCGAAAGUCAAGGCUUCAGCGUUGAAAUUGACCCAGCAUGACGACGAUAUUUUCGAGGCCCUCAUGGAAGACUUUCCCGAAUUCAAGGAGAAAGCCAAUGUCGCACAAAUCUCGGAAAACGAGAUGAAGAGUCCACAGGGAAAAACCAGAUGGAGAAACUUUUGCGAGAAGUUCAAGGAAAUCGAUGAUUACAACUUCGGCACCUUGUUGAGAACCAAAGCUUCAGACGAGUACUCGCAAGAAAAUACGAUUUUCGCCGUCAGAAUCCAGUUCUACGCCAUUGAGAUUGCUAGAAAUAGGUAUGGCUUAAACGACUGGGCUUCCGGCAACUAACGACUGCAAAAUAAUAAAUAAUAUGUACCAUAAAGUAAUCUGUCUUUCCGAGACACUGAUUUAUGUGUAUUCUGUAGCUAUAACGGGGGGCUGCGAACACAUAGUUCUCGAGCAUUCUGAUUCGACUCAGUAGAAAACCUCAUUCUUCCAGAGCUCAAUGUUUCGACCCCCAUAUAGGCUAUAAUGGCAAAGUUGGAAAAAGGAAAUAUGAAAAGACUUCUUGUAAUCACCUGGCUUAUUGACCUUUCAAACUUCCGC
Molecule: messenger RNA, 1148 nt
Organism: Metschnikowia bicuspidata var. bicuspidata NRRL YB-4993
Lineage: Eukaryota; Fungi; Ascomycota; Pichiomycetes; Serinales; Metschnikowiaceae
Exons: 1
Coding region: 453-890 (145 amino acids)
Cellular component (GO): cytoplasm
Source: RefSeq, a predicted model, not a curated record